Messenger RNA from Hippocampus comes (tiger tail seahorse), 3516 nucleotides. It is a transcript of the gene mmp15a, whose product is annotated as matrix metallopeptidase 15a. Gene Ontology annotation, cellular component: extracellular matrix. NCBI's taxonomy places the organism in Eukaryota, Metazoa, Chordata, Actinopteri, Syngnathiformes, Syngnathidae. The transcript has 11 exons. The record is from RefSeq and is a predicted model, not a curated record. The coding region runs from base 425 to 2539 and encodes 704 amino acids. Gene Ontology annotation, biological process: proteolysis; extracellular matrix organization; collagen catabolic process. Gene Ontology annotation, molecular function: metalloendopeptidase activity; zinc ion binding.
UUGCUCUCCUCCACAGUUAUGCCUUGUUUUUGAGCGGGUGGGCUUCUCAACCUCGGAAUUAUUUGAUCGCAUAUUCCUCUCUGUUUUAUAGCGACCUCGUCUUUGUUUACGAGUAUGCUCCACGCGUGAAAGAUAUUGCCAGGUUUAUUUUUACUUCGGCGUUUUUUUUUUUUUUGCGGCUGCAUUAUUUUCGUCACAAUGAAAGUCAGAGUUCAAGUUGACCUCCCAUUUUUGCUUGCAAGUGUGCUGCAGAGACCAAAGGGAGAUCAUUGUCAGUUUUGCUCUGUUGGGCAACAUAAGGGCGAAGUGCCAUCUUAAUUUGGACCACACACACCUCUGGAGUUCUACCAAUUUGCUCCAGUUUCACUGUGAAGAAGAGUUCCUUUGUUACAGUACCUCCAUCACUCCACAGUGGAUCUUCAAAAUGAUCUCAGCUCAAGAACCCCGAUUUCAGAUUCUGAUCACUUCGGUUUACUUACUUUCUCUGUUCAUUGGCAAUGCAACGGCGGACGUGCCGGAGCAGGACGACUUCAAUGCAGAGGCGUGGCUUCGUCAGUUUGGCUACCUGUCCCAAGCCAGCAGGCAAAUGUCCACUAUGCAGUCAGCCCAGAUCCUGUCCCAAGCAAUUAGUGACAUGCAGCGUUUCUACGGCUUGGAGGUGACCGGCAAGUCAGAUGCCGCCACUGUCACGGCCAUGCGUCGACCUCGAUGUGGUCUGCCAGACAAAAAAGCCGAACUGGAUGAUGGCACGAGAAGGAGACGCUACGCUGUUACUGGACAACGGUGGGACAAGGACCACAUCUCCUACAGUAUAUUGGACCAGCACAUCCCGCACUCCCUGGGAGCGCAGAAGACCUAUGAUGCGAUCCGCAGAGCUUUUAAUGUGUGGCAAAGGACCACGCCGCUGACCUUCCAAGAACUACCGGCUCAGCAUGGCAACAGCAGCCAGGCUCAGCUCGCGGACAUCCUGUUGUUGUUUGCCUCUGGUUUCCAUGGCGACAUGUCCUUGUUUGAUGGCGAGGGGGGCUCACUGGCCCAUGCCUUCUACCCCGGGCCUGCAAUGGGCGGGGAUACACACUUUGAUGCAGAUGAGCCUUGGACUUUGGACAGUCCAAACCACCAAGGUAUUGACCUCUUCCUUGUUGCGGUGCACGAGCUUGGUCAUGCUUUAGGUCUGGAGCACUCUGACAACCCCAACGCCAUUAUGGCUCCUUUCUACCAGUGGAUUCACACGCACAACUUCACACUGCAUGAGGAUGACAUCCAGGGAAUACAGCACAUAUAUGGUCCCCCUCGCAUUAUUGAGGCUCCUUCCACCGCUGGUGGUGAUCCGGAACAUGCAUUACCCACCUCCCCUUCUCCCCCGGAAGACGAACCCACCAAUCCUCCCCCGACUGAUGCCAAACCGAAGAUCCCAAGCACAACUGAAGGAAGCCCACAUGUCACGCACAAACCCGAACCAACCUUUGCCCCGACCACGCAUGCCGUAAUCCCCACCACCUCCCAUCCUGAUCCCGAAUUCACGCCACCCUUCAGAAAAGACGUGCCCCGUCCUCCACCUACUCGCCGCCCUCCCAAGCAGCCGGAUAACAAGGCCCCUGAUAUCUGUGAUGGGGACUUUGACACUGUGACCCUUCUCAGGGGGGAGAUGUUUGUGUUCAAGGGUCGCUGGUUUUGGCGUGUGCGUAGGAACCGGGUCCUGGACAACUAUCCCAUGCCGAUAUCUGUCUUUUGGGCUGGUCUUCCCGACAACAUUGAUGCAGCUUAUGAACGCCAUGAUGGCAAAUUUGUCUUCUUUAAAGAUGAUCAAUACUGGGUGUUCAGGGAAGCGGAUGUAUUGCCAGGAUACCCGCAGCCCAUUCGGGAAUAUGGUCAAGGAGUUCCGGCUCACGGCAUCGACACGGCAGUUUGGUGGGAGCCAAACGGAUACACCUACUUUUUCUCUGAUGACCGAUACUGGAGAUUCAAUGAGGAGACCCGUAAAGCGGACAGAGACUUCCCGAAACCAAUCAGUAGAUGGGGAAAGAUCCCUCCCUCACCCAAAGGAGCCUUCCUCAGUGAUGAUGGCGCAUACACCUAUUUCUACAAAGGCACCAAUUACUGGCGGUUUGACAACCACAAGACAGUAGCAGACAAAGGCUACCCGCGCUCCAUCCUCAAGGAUUUCAUGGGCUGUGUGGGCAUCCCGGAGCCUCCGCCAGACCCAGACAUCCAGCCCAAAGCUGAAGAUAAACCCGCAAAGCCUUCAGACAGAGGAGAUGAGGAACGCAAAGAUGUGGACCGUGGGAAAGAUGACGAAACUGCACCCGAAAAAGAUGACGAUGGCCCAGAAGUAGAUGAGGAUGACAAAGACGUGAACGUGGUGGUGACGGUGGCAGACAACGGAUCCAAGGUCAUGACCUUGAUCAUGGUGGUGGUGCCUCUGAUGCUCAUCCUGUGUAUCCUGGUCCUUAUCUUUGCCAUCCUCAGGACUCUGCAGAACAAAGAGACCCCCAGGGCUCUGGUGCACUGCAAGCGUUCACUGCAGGACUGGGUGUGAGACACACAACUUUUUUUCUGCACUAUUUUGGUAGAAGAUUGUUUUAUGCAGGGCUAUUUUCCCAUGCAUAAUAACGAAUAACCUGUGAGGUGGUGACAAUAGUGCCUGUGGAGCUAGUUCACAAUUUUUCUCGUGCCUUUGUACUCUUCAUUAGAUCCCUUUUUUUCAGCUGCCAUAGCCUUAGUGUGAAAGACACAUGGCGCAAUAGCAAUUGACUGUUUUCAAUCAUUUGUUGCGAUACAGAGAUUCGGUCGGUGUUGUCAGAUGCUUUUCUCAAUGAGUCAGCAAUGAUCACAGAUCUUCUUAAGGCCAGACAUUUGCACUUGUUGUUUCCCUACUUUGUUGUUGUUUUGCUGCUGUUGCUUCCUUGCAGAUGUCUUUGUGUGCGUGAGCAUGCAUGCAAAAGCAUUCCCAAGUGUACGCACACGAGCCGGGGUCGUCCUCCAAGCAGCGCAGGAAUGUCAGACAACACAUGCCCAAACAUCACAUGAUCUCAAAUGCCCCUGAAGAGAAAAGACACGUUUAGAGACCACUUACACAGGCACAUAAUACAGUACACGUUUUUUUGCACACAGACUCCCGGGCUCCAGCCUCCACUCCUCCCACCAAGAUCACUAUUUAGACUCCACCACUAAAUGAACAAUUUCAGCUGAGUUCUACUGUGGCAUAGUAUGUGCCGAGGCUGCAUUGAGAAUCACUUUGUGGUAUAAAUCACUCCUUUAUUCUAACUUAAAGCAAAAGUGAAUUCUGCAGCCAUUACAAUUCAGUGUUCAGUGUGUGACGAAUAAAGAAGAACAGGCUUUGGUUUCCAUUUGGCCCACAUGCUGCAGAUUUAGUAGUGUCGAGGCAUGAAGAAGGGAGAGAGAAAUGUAAAAGAAGAAAUAAAAAAUGUUGAGGAGGAAAUGAGAGAGAAUGAGAUGAGGGUGAAGUGAAGGGUGGGCCAGAUUCUUUUUUCCUUGGAAUAGGAGGCGUGAGGG